AUGGAGCUCUGUUUCCUUCUCUUUUCUGAACUGUCCUCCUGUUUUGAUCGCGAGUGGUCAAGUAGGCAACAUCAACAUCGACUAUGCAAUCAGACCAGCCCACCGGGCUACGGACUUUAUAACUACAUGCUAGGAGUCCCCGCUCCACCGACAAGCAGCCCAACGUCGACCAGGCCCUCUCCAACCUCUUUGGACAUUGCCUCGCCUCUUCUAUACACCUUUUGA
This is a messenger RNA of Morchella importuna, 225 nucleotides long. RefSeq lists its product as uncharacterized. Lineage: Eukaryota; Fungi; Ascomycota; Pezizomycetes; Pezizales; Morchellaceae. Bases 1 to 225 code for a protein of 74 amino acids. The record is from RefSeq and is a predicted model, not a curated record. The transcript is spliced from 2 exons.